CCCAAUGGAUCCGCUGGUCAUGGCGCUGCGGCGGCUGCUGCAGCGGUACCGGGACUUCGUGCUCUGUAGCCCGGCGGGAGCGGCGCAGUUAGAGGGCGGCGUGCGCACCGCCUCCUACCUUAUCGCCGGGCGAUUUACUGAUUCGCAUGAACUCUCAGAACUGGUGUACUCUGUGUCAAAUCUGCUGGUGCUGUUGAACGAUGGGAUACUGAGGAAGGGAAUCUCUCAGUCACUGCUGAUGCCUGUCCCCCAGCAGCGGCUGAUGACAUGGCUGACUGUGCUGGAGCAUGUGGAGGUCUUCACGGAGAUGUGCUCGGCCAAGCUGUGGGGCGACGGUGUCCGCUGGCUUGUCAUCGUCCUCAUUCAGCUCUGCAAGACGGUGCUCCGCGUGGUGCUUCUGCUCUGGUACAAGGCCGGGAUCCAGGCGUGCCCACCCAUCACUCCGCUCAACAGGGAGAGGCACAUGUGCAGGGAGGGUCAUGACGGGUGUCCCCAUGAAGAAACUGAAGGCUCCCAGGUCUCUUGUUCCACCUUCGUUGGGCAUCGUUCUCGGAGAGUGGUCCGUACCCUCGACCACACUCCAGCACUGCAUUUCCGUCGCUGGGGAGUCUCCCAGGAGGAGAGACACCAGAGUUUGGAUAGAGAGUCCCAGCACCCCCCAACUACCCUGGGCAAGCAGGAGACAGUGGCGGAAGUGCUGCACAUAGCCCGGCCUCUGAUGCACCUUGUGACUUUGAGUAUUUGCGGACGGAGAUCAUGGAAACCAUGGCUAGUAUCAGGAAUCCUCGAUGUUACCAGCUUGUGUUUACUGAAAGAUGCCAAGGUGGUGACCGCUGAGGAAGAGACCGAGCUUCGGCGCCGGACGUUCAUGCUGCUGUACUACCUGCUGCGGUCCCCUUUCUACGACCGAUAUUCAGAGGCCAUGAUCUUGUUCCUGCUGCGACUGCUUGCUGAUCACAUCCCUGGAGUAGGUUUGGUGGCUCGCCCACUGAUGGAUUAUUUACCAGUCUGGCAGAAGGUUUACUUUUAUAAUUGGGGUUAAGUAACAAUGGGAAGCUGAAAAUGAUAUUAUACUCUUCAUAGACAUUUUGUGCUUUAAGAAGCAUUCUGUACCCACCUCCAGAGGAUCCUCGGGAACAGUGUCUGGUCCUGCAGCCGUGGGGAAUGGGCUCUCCCUGACAGUCACUGUGAAUCAGAAUCGGGCUGUCGCUCAGUCUGACCGCGGCUGUGUUGGAAACCAGGUCAACAUCAGCGGAAGCUCAGAGUUGGACUAUAAUUGUGUGGCAGAGAUGAGAAAGCCCAGUGUCUUUGAGAUGGAGCCUGCAGUCCAUCAGGAAUCCACUCACAGUAUGACAACAGCUGUACCUCCAGGGUUCAACAAUAAAUUUACAAGGAAGACAAUCUAGGGGUGGAAGAUGACACAUAACCUUGUAAUUGUGCUGAUAACCAGCUCACAGUUGCAGUAUCACUGAAUGGAUACCAUUUGGCCCAUCAAGUCCAUACUGACUGUGUGUGAGAUUAGCCCCAAGGGUCCCAUUGAAUGCCACAUUGAAUCUGCCUCCUGCACUGUCUGGGCAUGUGGUUCAGACCCUAACUACUUGCCGGGUAACACCCCGAAGUUUUUCUCAGUUUGCGUUUGGUUGCUUCACAAAGUUUGAUGCCUCACGUCUCAAGUGAUGCUGAACCAGUAUUAUACCAUGGUUUGCAGAAUGUGCUUUUAACCACCUUCUCAACCAGCCCAGCAGUCAGCAUUAACUGAGGCUGCUUCAGAUCAUGUAUGAAAAUGCGUUAACCAGACUAGAUCUCUACCUAAGCUGCAUAUUAAACCCUAUCUCAUUCAACAGGUUUGCAGUCAUCUCCCCAGGUACUUCCUUGUGUGUCUCAAGCUCAGUGCUACUGCAAGUGACAUUGGGACAGUAACAGCAUAGAGCAUCUCAUAAGGAAAACCUACUGCAUCAGACCCAAUCUCUUACUCUGACGUGGUCUGCAGCAGGGUUCCCAUGGACCCCGUGCUUGAUGGUAUUGGUCCAUGGUUGGGAAGCGCGGGUCUAAGGGGUCUUGCCCGUGGGUUCCCGUGGACCCUGUGCUUGAUGGUAUUGGUCCAUGGUUGGGAAGCGCGGGUCUAAGGGGUCUUGCCCGUGGUUUGAGCGACCAGCUUACAGUCUGCGUAUAAAGAGAUGAGGGUCCCAGCUGACUAACCAGUGGUUCAGGUCAUCUGGCUGUUGGUGGGUACAACCCUGCUCCUGUUCCUUCUGUUAAAUUCUUAGCUGGUACCUUCAGUAAUGGUCAGAUUGAGAAUCAGUGUCAUCUAACAGAGAGAGACACCAUGAGUUAGAACCGUCACAAUCAGCUCGUGUGCUGGUCCCUCGGGCACUUAAUCAGAUAAUGGGAUCACUGCAGACUGACUGACUGAUAGCAUCUUCACCCAAUGCCAGGGAGACAGGCUCACAGCCCUGACAGUUGUGGUGAGAGUGUGAGCUGGGCUCCGAUAAUCGGACCGGACCCUGUCACAACCCGACUGAUUGUAUGAAGGGGUGGGCUCACAGUAUUAACAGUUGGUGCAGAACAUAACCUGACUCUCUAACACUGACUAUAACUGCUUGAUGCAACUUCUCAAUCUGACUGGCACCAGUUCACAAUGUGACCAAAUGAUUAGAGCUUCCAGCGUACAAUCGGAUUAUAACUGUGGGGGCCAGCUCAAAGUGACUCUGAGCUGUGUGACAAAGUUCACAAUCUGAUCAUAACUGUAAAUACCUCGUGUCCAGCCCACCACUUGGACUUGCGGUUAGACGGGAGCACAUAGCCUGGAUCAUCAGUCUCCUCAGUCAGAAAGAUUGUCUGAAAUGGAGGGAGGGGGAAGGAAUGUUGACUCAGACCAUCAGAGGCCUGCAUCGGGCAUUUUCAUGCAAGUUGGAAGUCUGUGUGGGGCGCGUCUCCUGAAAGGACCAACCCUUAAUCAGACUCUUAACUGUGUAUCAUGGGUGACUCAUAGUUGGUUCUUACCUGACCGAGGGUUCGACAUACAACCUGCAUGUAGGUAUGAGCUCAGAACAUUACAGGAGGAGGAGUUCGCCAUUCCUCACGCUUCACCAUUUAUCAGGGGCAUAGGUAAUCUUCUACCUCAGUGCUAUCUUCCCACAAUACCUCCAAAUCCCUUGAAGCUAAGGACCAUUUGAGAGCUUUGGUGAUGGAUGCCUGUGGGCCAGAGAAUUCUAAGAAUUCGUUGCCCUCUGAAUUACUCCAUCAUCUCGGUCCUGAAACGCUCGUCUCCUUAUUCCGAGAAACUGCCCUCUGGUUUAGGAUGUGGCUGGGGAGGCACCUUCCUGGCACCCUGGCCUGGAGCCCUAUAAUGAUCCUGCACAUGUGAAUAAGAUCACACCUUGUUCUUAUGAAUCCUAGAGCCACUCUGCUCCGUCUCCCCUGAUAUGGCAAGCCUGAUCUCCUUGGGAACAGUCUGGUAAAUCUUCACUGCACACCUUCUAUGGCUGACAGAUCCUUGGGUACAGAGACCAAAACUAUACACAGUACUCUAGGUGUGGUCUCACCAAAGAUCUGUAUCAUUGUGAUAAGAUGUAUUUACUUCAGGACUCAAAUAUUCAAUAAAGUCCAAAGAACCCAUCUGCUUCCUCAGUUAUUGCUGCACAUUAGCUUGUGGUGAUCUUGGCACCAUAUUGGUGACCUUGCAUUCUGCACCCCCUCACUCUGCUUGUCCGUGUACCUUUGAAGCCUCUUCACCCUGCUCCUCCAUCUGAAUCUGAAUCAGGUUUAUUAUCACCAGCAUGCGACGUGAAACUUGUUAACUUAGAAGCAGCAGUUUAAUGCAAUACAUAUAUAGAAAAAAAUGAAAUA
Molecule: messenger RNA, 3849 nt
Organism: Mobula hypostoma (lesser devil ray)
Lineage: Eukaryota; Metazoa; Chordata; Chondrichthyes; Myliobatiformes; Myliobatidae
Gene: pex16
Product: peroxisomal biogenesis factor 16
Exons: 11
Coding region: 5-1042 (345 amino acids)
Biological process (GO): peroxisome organization
Cellular component (GO): peroxisomal membrane
Source: RefSeq, a predicted model, not a curated record